Molecule: messenger RNA, 1044 nt
Organism: Boleophthalmus pectinirostris (great blue-spotted mudskipper)
Lineage: Eukaryota; Metazoa; Chordata; Actinopteri; Gobiiformes; Gobiidae
Gene: sox11a
Product: SRY-box transcription factor 11a
Exons: 1
Coding region: 1-1044 (347 amino acids)
Biological process (GO): anatomical structure morphogenesis; negative regulation of transcription by RNA polymerase II; positive regulation of transcription by RNA polymerase II
Molecular function (GO): RNA polymerase II cis-regulatory region sequence-specific DNA binding; DNA-binding transcription activator activity, RNA polymerase II-specific
Source: RefSeq, a predicted model, not a curated record
AUGGUGCAGCACAUGGACCACGGCGAGACAGACGGGAGCAUGUCCAGAGAGGCCACCGACUCGGAGGAGAGUGAGUUCAUGGCAUGCAGCCCUGUGGCAAUCAAUCCCAACUGGUGCAAGACGGCCAACGGACACAUCAAAAGACCCAUGAACGCCUUUAUGGUCUGGUCUAAGAUUGAACGGAGAAAGAUAAUGGAGCAGUCACCUGAUAUGCACAACGCGGAGAUUUCCAAGCGGCUGGGAAAGCGAUGGAAGAUGCUUAAGGACACCGAAAAAAUCCCGUUUAUCCGUGAGGCGGAGAGGCUACGGUUAAAACACAUGGCAGAUUAUCCAGACUAUAAAUACAGACCCAAGAAGAAGCCGAAACAGGAAAACUCCAAGAGUUUGGCUCCCUCUCCAGAGAAGUGCGGCAAACUGUCUAAGGUCAAUAUCAAGAAGUGCGCAAAACUUAAAAGUAGUAAGGGCCCAAGUAAGCAUUCGCACGGAUACGAUGACUGUGUGUUCCCCACUUACAAAGUUCAAGUGAAAAGUGAACCCUCAGACGAAGAGGAUGAAGACUCCGAGGAUGAGUAUUACGCGCGCGAAGAAGAGCGCACUAAACCUUACCAUGUUGCCAAAGUACCCGCGAGCCCAACUUUAAGCUCGUCAGCGGAGUCCGAGGGCACAAGCAUGUACGAAGAGGUACGGAGCAGCGGCAGCAGACUGUUUUAUAACAUCAAGAAUAUCACCAAGCAGCAGCACGCGCCCUCCAGGUCUGCGUCUACCUCCUCUUCUUCCUCUUUCUCCUCUUCUUCCUCAUCCUCCUCUGCGGGGGAUAGGGAUGAGCUGCUCUUUGACUUAUGCUUGGGCUCAGGCUCUGAGCUGGGGAACCCCAAUUCAGGAAACCUCUCCCUGUCUCUGGUGGAUAAGGACUUAGACUCGUACAGCGAGGGCAGCAUGGGCUCGCAUUUCGAGUUCCCCGAUUAUUGCACCCCGGAACUGAGUGAAAUGAUCGCAGGGGACUGGUUAGAGACAAACUUUUCUGACUUGGUGUUCACAUACUAA